UGCGGUGAAUGCGAACGCACUCCAUUGGAUGUAGUCGAAUAAGCCCCUCGUACGCUGGGCUCGACGCAGCCAAGUGCUGACAGCGCAUGAACGCAGCCACGCGAACGGUUCGGUGACAGCUGGCAAAGCAGGUCCAGCUCUCGUCCUCUUUCCUCGAGCGACGCUCGGCCAGAUCGGAUGUCAGUCCGCACUGGUCAUCCUCGGCAGACGAUUUCCCGGGCGGAAUCUGGUCUCACACAGUGAUGGUUUCAUUGCCGUUGGAAUUCUCGAUGGCCACCGGUCAAAAAAUCCUUCCAUUUGGUUUUCGGAUGCCCUAUUUUGACCAAACCACGUGGUUCGGAUAUAAUAGUAACUACGCAUUGCAUUUUGUGCUAAGUCUGUACGUGCUGAGUGAGGGCAUGGGCCCGGACAGCAUGUUCAUGGUGCUCAUGAUGAGCUCGUUUACGCAAAUUGAUUUGCUGAAAACUUCGCUCCAAGAGUUGAGCGAGAAAAUUAACAAAAAGGAGCUGAAUAUUGGGAACAGCUUAAAACACAUCAUCAACCGCCAUCAGGAGCAUCUGAGAUAUUUACAGACAAUUGAAGCAGUACAUCGGAUUUUUUACCUUGUUUCUUUCGUGAGUUUUGGAGCUCAUCUGGUGUUGUCUUUGUAUGCUGUUGUAAAACUUUCCUGGUACCAGGGAUUAGCCUUCAUGUUUUUCAUCAGCUAUGAACUUUUGUUCAGCUGCUUUAUGGGCACAUUGCUGGCUAUCAAGAGCGAACAACUACAGCGCGCAAUCUACGAUGUCCCGUGGCACAAGAUGUCCUCGGUCAACCAAAAGAAAAUCCGAUUCUUGCUGGAAGCAUCACAAAAGCCGUUGAGUUUGACGUUGAUUUUCUAUCGCAUCGACAUGCCCACGUUUUUGAAAAUGUACAAAACAAUCUACAGCAUCUUCACCAUGCUGUUGACCGUUCGUGAGGAUUAUGAUGAACAAUUGAGUUAGAAUUAUAAAUUUAAUUUA
Culex quinquefasciatus (southern house mosquito) is the source of this 998-nucleotide messenger RNA. RefSeq names its product odorant receptor 10a. The transcript is spliced from 4 exons. Bases 243 to 980 code for a protein of 245 amino acids. Gene Ontology annotation, molecular function: olfactory receptor activity; odorant binding. The record is from RefSeq and is a predicted model, not a curated record. NCBI's taxonomy places the organism in Eukaryota, Metazoa, Arthropoda, Insecta, Diptera, Culicidae. Gene Ontology annotation, cellular component: plasma membrane. Gene Ontology annotation, biological process: detection of chemical stimulus involved in sensory perception of smell; sensory perception of smell.